Molecule: messenger RNA, 850 nt
Organism: Coturnix japonica (Japanese quail)
Lineage: Eukaryota; Metazoa; Chordata; Aves; Galliformes; Phasianidae
Source: RefSeq, a predicted model, not a curated record
GGGGAACGGAACGGGAACGGAGAGAGAACAGAGCGCCCCCACACAGCUGCGGGUUGGGCCCUCCCGAGCAUCCAGGAAGAGACAGCCGGCCACUUCCGGUUCCGCUUCCACGGACCGGACCGGAGCCGACACCAUGACCGCCACGCUCCGCCCGUACCUGAACGCGGUGCGCGCCACGCUGCAGGCCGCGCUGUGCCUCGAGAACUUCUCGUCGCAGGUGGUGGAACGGCACAACAAGCCCGAGGUGGAGGUCAGGAGCAGCAAGGAGCUGCUGCUGCAGCCCGUGAUCAUCAGCAGGAACGAGAAGGAGAAGGUGCUGAUCGAGGGCUCCAUCAACUCCGUGCGCGUCAGCAUCGCUGUCAAACAGGCCGAUGAGAUCGAGAAGAUCCUGUGCCAUAAGUUCAUGCGCUUCAUGAUGAUGAGGGCUGAGAACUUCUUCAUCCUACGCAGGAAGCCCGUAGAGGGCUACGACAUCAGCUUCCUCAUCACCAACUUCCACACGGAGCAGAUGUACAAGCACAAGCUCGUGGAUUUCGUGAUCCAUUUCAUGGAGGAGAUCGACAAGGAGAUCAGCGAGAUGAAGCUGUCUGUCAAUGCCAGGGCCCGCAUUGUGGCAGAGGAAUUCCUCAAGAACUUCUAGGCUGUGCCGUGACUCCGUGGCUUCCCGGUGCCUGUGCAGAGCCGCAUGCCGGGGUUCUCGUGCUAUGGAGGAGGGAAGCUGAGCCCCUGGCUGCGAUCCCGUCUCCUCGCUGGCCGGGGCGGGGGCGGACCGGGCUUGUGCGUGUGUGGGGCUGGGCGGCCCCGCUCCCUGUCCUGUCGCAUUGUGUUUUAUAAAGAGUUACUUGCUGUA